GUUCUUUUAUUCAGAACUCUGAAGGUACAGGUGACACAGAGUGCAAAGCAGUCUAUGUGUCAAGUCAAACUGGAAGGAGCUGAAAACUCAAAGGAGAAGCAUUUACGCACAGGUCCUACACUCAGCUGGGGCGGAAACAAUCUGCGGCUGCAGGUUUGCCACCGGCGGCAAAAAAGGGGACACACGCAGCACUGAGGAGGAACUGAGAAUGAAUGACCGAGUUCAAACAAAGUGGCCGUGAGUUUCUGUUGGGAAAGGAUCAAGAUCUGCUGCAAACUGUGCAGGAUUGCCUUCAUCUCCAAAAACCGGGUUGCAGCCGCAACUGUCUGAUUGAUGAGUGGAGUCCUGCUCAAACCCUGGGUAGAUGAAACAUCCUUUUUCAAGUGGGGAAACUGCACAAACUGUGAGAAAAAUCAUCAAUGAGAAUCACCUGUCAUUGAAAGUGGGAGGACACUUGACACUAUGGGAGAGUGCAAAGAACAGAGAGUGAGAGCUGCCUUUAAACAGAACACUGAGCAGUAAAAUACAUUCACUAACUUACAGCAUGAACAGUUUUCUACCAGCAGUCCUGUCUUGAAUCACCUGCAGUAGCAUCUUUAUGUUCUCUUUAUUCUCUUUUUCCAUGUCUGUUUUCUGUCUAUGUUCCUUAUUUUUAACAGUUUAAGUUCAUUUGUAUCAGUUUUAGGUGAAACUGAAAAGAGCUAAAAGUGAACUAUUGAGUUGAAAUGUGUCCUCUGUGUUGGCUGAUGAACAUAUGGGACACUCUGACACUUGUGUAUAGAGUGGUAUCCUAAUGAAGAUGUGUUUGAUGUGACAGGUGAUUGGCAGGAGGAGGAGAGUCUGACGGAGGAGCAGAGGAAUGUUGGCAGCCAUUUAGUCUGAGCUCAACAACGGAGGAAACAUGGAUUCUUCACAAAAAAAAUGUAAACACAGCAAUGGAAUGAGAUGUGGGACCUCUGAGGUGGAUAAGGAUGGUUCGGCAACAACAGCAAAAAGAGAUAAAUCACUCAGUUGUGAGCAAUGUGGCAAGACUUUCAUCACAGCAACAAAGCUAAGAAUUCACAAACGUAUUCACACUGUGGAGAAACCAUUCAGGUGUGAUCAGUGUGGAAAGGUUUUUACUGACAAGAGUAAUCUAGCAAAACAUCAACUCAUUCACAGUGGAGUGAAACCAUUCAGCUGUGAUCAGUGUGGACAGGGUUUUACUCACAAGAAUAAUCUAGCAAAACAUCAACUCAUUCACAGUGGAGUUAAACCAUUCACCUGUGAUCAGUGUGGAAAGGCUUUUACUCGGAGGAGUCACUUAAAAAGACAUCAACUCAUUCACAGUGGAGUUAAACCAUUCAACUGUGAUCAGUGUGGAAAGGCUUUUACUCGCGUGCUCUCUUUGAAAUCCCACCAACUCAUUCACAGUAGAGUGAAAUUGUUUGGCUGUGAUCAGUGUGGAAAGGCUUUUACUCACGUGCUCUCUUUGAAAUCCCACCAACUCAUUCACAGUGGAGUUAAACCAUUCAGCUGUGAUCAGUGUGGAAAGGCUUUUACUCACGUGCUCUCUUUGAAAUCCCACCAACUCAUUCACAGUGGAGUUAAACCAUUCAGCUGUGAUCAGUGUGGAAAGGCUUUUACUCACAAGUGUACAUUAAAAACUCAUCAACUCAUUCACAGUGGAGUUAAACCAUUCAGCUGUGAUCAGUGUGGAAAGGCUUUUUCUCAGAAGAGUACGUUAAAAAAUCAUCAACUCAUUCACAGUGGAGUUAAACCAUUCAACUGCGAUCAGUGUGUGAAAACCUUUACUCAACAUGAACAGUUGUCGAUCCAUCAAUGCCCCCAUUCUGGUAGAAAGCGGUACCACUGUGACUCCUGUGAAAAAACUUUCAGCUCCCAACAGACCUUAAAAUAUCACCAACGCAUCCACACUGGACAUGAUGUGUACGUAUGUGAUCACUGUGGCAAACCAUUUCUAUUGUACUCACAGUUAAAAGCUCAUGAAGUGACCCACACUGGGGUUAAACCAUACAUUUGUGACCAGUGUGGGAAACGCUACAGCUACACUGCAUGCCUCAAAGUUCACCAACGUGUCCACACUGGGGAGAGACCAUACAGAUGUGACAAGUGUAAGAAGACUUUUACAACUUUGGGUUCCCUGAAACGACACCAGCAGAUCCACACCAGAAAGAAAGCAUUCAAUCAGUGUCACAGUGAGCAGAAUGGAACGGAUGGACAAAACUCUCAGACUUGUCAGCACUCUGCCAAUGGUGAACAGUGCUGCUUUGACCAGUCUGGACCAACGUCCAACCAACAAGGAACCCUACAACGACACCAGCGUAUGCACACUGGGCACAGACUGAACCCCUGCCAAGAAGAUUUCUCCAUGCAGGGUUCAGUAAAAGUUCAUGAAGUCCUCCACAAACUUAAAGUCCUUGAGAUCCGGCUUCACAGAAUUCAGGAGAACAAUGUGAUGAGUGCACCGAGAGAUCCAAUACAGGGAGCUUUCCUUUUUCAAAGAUCAUUAGAAGGACAGAAGACAAAAAACCUAUCAUCUGGGUCAGGUGGUCACUCUGCAGCACAAGGAGUACUAUCCAGUGAUGUGCAGAUGAUACCUCAGUGUGCGUGUCACACAUUCCCCCUACUGUGUCGACGCUGUAUCACGCUGUAUUGAAAGAGAAGUUUUUGAAGCAUGUUUGGGCUCAAACGAUUUCUUCUCUUGGAUGCAAUUUCUCCAGCUUUGGAGAAAAUUCGUUCACAAGGAGCUGAUGAGGCUGGAGUAGACAGAUAUUUUUGGGACAGUUUGAAUAAGUGUGGGUAGGUAUUCUUUUGAGAUUUCCAGUAUUCCAGUGGAUCUUCGGUUCUGGGAAUGUUUGCUGAUGAAAGGUAUCUUUGUACUUCUAUCAUGGCAUCAGCCACAACACUUGUACUUGUUCGAGUACGGGCCACCUCCAUGUCCAGCUGUUGCCACAGGUUGUCUGUAAAACAAGACAUGAUUAGCUUCAAAUGUAAAUAUAUCACCCUGAAAACAUUUUGAAUAAAUAAAUACACACCUGACAUAGAAGAUGCUGGCAAAUGAGAUGAGGGGCCAGGCUGAUCUUCCUGUGGUGCCGAAGGUGGCCCAGAAAUUCUCAUCUCUGCAGCACAUUCAGAUUUUAGUUUCUUCACAGCAUCAUUUAUUUUGGUCCCAUUUAAGAAUCCAAGGGCUUUAAAUCGUGGAUCUAAUAAGGUUGCCAGAGACAGAUGACUGGAAGAUUCAUAAUUGUUCAAGGUUUCGGUUACUCUUUUGUCGAGUUCAUGACGCAGUUUUUUUCCAACUGAUGUUUCCAGAGAUGGAGCACAUUUUUGCAUUGUAUGAUGAAGCAUUUUCAUCAUCGGGAUUAUUUUGCUCCCACUCACUCGCUUCUCCUCUGAAAGCUCCACAGUAGCAGCAUUAAAAGGGGCAAGCACAAUCAGGACUUCUGCAAUGAUGUCAUGCUCCUCUCCAGUAAGUGCAGGCAAUGGUGUUUUUAAAGAUGCCAGACUCACCCAAACAGGCUCUUUUUGGCUUGCUAUUCUUGACAGCAUUUGGUAUGUGCUGUUCCAGCGUGUAGGAACUUCAUUUAUGAGUUUCAGAAUUGGUUUUUGCAUUUGUUGCUGCACGUGACUCAGCUUUUCCUUGGCAAGAGUGCUGGAACGAAAAUAGGUGACGAUGUUUUUGGUUUUAUGUCGGAUAUCAGUUAGGUCUGACACUUGAUCGCAAGAUUUUUUAACAAUCAAAUUUAAAGUAUGUGCGAUGCAAGGACUAUGCCCGAUUUUUAAUAGUCUUGCAGACGCGAUCAUAUUUGCCCCGGCAUCAGUUACAAAGCGUGCAACCUUCCCUGUGAUGGCCCAGCUGUCAAUCAGAUCUUGUGUGACCUAAAAAAAUACAGAAAUAUAAAAUAAGUCUAUGAGUAUAUGACAAGUACAUGACAUCAACAGAUACCAUUAUUAAUAUUUUCAAAAAACCUACCUCAGCAAUAUUCUCUGCUGUGUGGCUCUUGGGAAAAUAUUUAACUCCCAGCACAGUGGUGCACAUUUUAUUUUCAGUGUCAAAGAAGUGGCCAGUCACAGCCAAGUAGGCCUCCAUGUUUACUGAAGUCCACAUAUCUGCUGUAAGGCUGAUUGCAUUGUUGGAGUGUAAUUUUUCCUUAAUGUUCUGGGUUUCUGCUGCAUAUCUCUCAGAAACCAUUUCCUUUAGAGCCUGUAAAGUAGAAGAAAAUCUUCAAACAAUAAUAAUUGAAACUCCUAAUGAUAAGUGCAAUUUCUGACAUAUAGUACCUUUCUUAUUAGCAAACCACCAAUAAUUUCUCUACCAGAGUCUAUUACAGAUCCAGAAUUCCAUUGAAAUAUUGUCAAUAUAAUAUUAUGGAAAUAUAGUACAGUACCUUUCUGGUUGGUAUUGCGUAUGAUGGCUCAAGAGUCUGGAGCAUCUCCCUGAAUCCCUCGUCCUCAACGAUGCUUAAAGGUUGGCAAUCUUUGAUUAUCAUAUUUAUAAUGCAUCGAUUGAGGGCCUGUUUUCUAGAGGCUUGAAGUAAAAAAAAAAACAGUUUGAUUUAGAAUGUAAUUAGCCUCCAUAAUAAUUAGUGAUAGAUUACAAAAUAAUAAUCCACCAGUAUCCAUUCCUGGUGUAUUGUCUUCUCUUUCAUGACAAGCUUUAUAAUGCCGUAGCAUUGAUGAUGUGUUUCGGGUUGCAUAAGACAACUCCGUUGAACACAGACGGCAUUUAACCUGUGGAUCAUAAAAAUAUACACUACAGAUUUUGUCAGCCAUUUAAAUUGGAACGAAGUACAAAGAAAUUACCUUAUCAGGUGAUAUAAGGUCAAAAUGAUCCCACACGGCAGAGUACUUUCUCUUUCUCGGAGGUUCCAUAGCAAUGAACAGCGUCGAAGCAACAAGUGAGUCGAUGGGUGCUGGACUUCCUCAAGUAGAACUGGCGCCUCGAGGACACGUGAUACAACAUGAUACAAUACGACACAGUUACUGUGUCGGUCACGUGACUUUUCUUAAAGCGAUACGCUCAGUGAUACAGCUCGGCUGAGGUAUUGCUUUCAGUGCAUGAUACGUGAAUCGGUGCCUCGGCUCGUUCAGACCAACACUAGUACUAUCCCACAUUGGAUCUGAUGUUAAUAUUUCCCUUAGACAUGGUAAAUUGACUGACUGGCUGAUAUUGUAGAGUUAGUAAAUAUAGGCAGUUAACAAAAGGAAAUGAAUGCUACUUUGUGGAGGUACCAGAAUUUGGCCAUUUAACAAAAAAAUCUAAUGCUAAUAUUCUUUUAUUUCACCAGACUAUUGUUUACACUUCAAUGAAUGAUGCUGUUGUACAUGUAUAGUAAUUUUUAUUCAUCUUCAUGCAUACAGUGUUUGUGUACAGUAUGCGUGAUAUUUUAAAAAUAUAUAUAUUAACAAGGCCAACAACAAGUAAAAUGUGGUAACUGCAAGCUGUUUCUUCUGAGAUCCGUUUAUGAUGUGCUGUAUUGUUUUAUGAUGACCAAUUUUAAGAACUUAUUUAUUGUGGCCGGGCACUAUAUAAUUACACAAUUACAUGUAAGUAUGAAUAGUAUAUUGCUUUAUUUUUUAAUAGUAUCUUAUUUUCAUCUCAUUUAAAACGGCAGAAUUAAAUGGAAGAAUUCUGGGAGCCCCUGUCUUGCCUUCAGAGUUCAGCAACUGAGGUACAUACACAUAGCCUUGUAGAUGAUUUUAUUCAAUAAUAAGCCCCCCAGCAAUAAGAAAUGUCAGCAUUGUGUCAUGUUACAGGAUUCUGUAACAUGACAUAAUUUUCACAGUGAAAAUCAGCUUUUUGUGCAGCCACACUUGAUCCUGAUUUGAGUCUUUAAGUCCUGUUCUAGUGAUGAAAUGAGAACUAAAAAUCCUGACUGUGAGUUCUUCAUUACAAACACACAUUAUAUUAUCUGUUUAUUUUUCAUCUGCUUUAUUCUACUCAACAUUUAACAGGAUUAUAAAAAAUACAUUUAAAGUCUGUCAGGAAUCAUACAGGUAUGAGAUCCAUGAAUCAGGCAUAAGAAUGGGGCUCUGGCAGAGUGACAGCAAAAUAAGGGAACACAGUAUGAUAUUAUAACCUGUGAUUUAGAAUCAAAUAAUGCUAUAACCUGAUGAAUGUGUGUGAACUACCCAAAUGCUUGUUUUUUUUUUUAUCUUCUUUAAAUUUUGAAACAGUGUCAAAAUCAGAAGAGUGCCUCACUGUAAAGUGAUGAGAUGAUUAUUUUCAAUACUUGUCUUUUAUAAUCCUGGUUUAGCAGCAACUGAGUCACAGGAGAGUCUCAUUGCAAUAAAGAGGAUUGUUUGAUUGUGUUUUGAAGUAACCACAUGGGGGCAGCAUCUCACUGUGAGCAGUGAGGGCUUUGGUUACCAGAGGAGAUUAAUGUGGUUAAGGUUUUUAUUACUAUGAAAAUGGGAAUGCUUUGAAGGUUUUGAUCUCUAUGAAAUGGAGAUGUUUACAGAAGAGUUUGAUCACCAUGGAAACCAAGAGAUUACUAACUUGGUAAUGGAGCAAGUAGUCUGGAACUAAGAUAAACUUGAAUGAAAUGCUCACAGUAAAGGUUCAUUAGCUCUGUAUAGAUUUUGGGGGAUUUCUUGUAAGUCUGUGUGCAUUGUGCAGAAAUGUACAGUGUGGGUGUUAGUGAGAGUUAGACGCUGACAUCAGCUUCUCCUGUUUCUCCACCUGAAGCCUGUGCUGGGCUGCAGAUGAACCAAAUACAUGAAUAGACCGGAUGAAAGGGCUAAACAGGCUAAACAGGUGGUUUUGGUUCAUCCGGACCACGCGGGGGCCAUGAAGUCGGUGGAUGGGGGAAGUGCACAAGUGAGGAGGGGGGAGGAUGUAUGCUGUCAUCGUGUAUGUAAAUUAAAGUGUGCUGUCAUCACGUAUGUAAAUUGAAUAUGAUGUCACCGUAUAUGCAAAUUCUGAAGAGAAGCAGUGAUGUUAUAAAAUGCACCUGUUGGAAUAUAUUUGUUGGGAGUUGUUGUGGGGUAGUCACUUGAUGCAAACCAGACAACAGUUCUGAGCAUGAGGGAUUUUACCACAUAACUUUGGACGGGUGAUUCAACAUGAUCUGCAAAGAAUAUCUGUUCUACUGGGAUUAUGGACUGAAGGACUGCUCUUACUGCUGUUUGAGGAUUCUAAAAAUAACACUGACUGAAGGAACAUUACUGAACUCCAUCAUUUCCAAAGGAAUGACACCAGAGAGGAUUAUAACAAAGUUUUUAUUGGCCCAAACAACAAAAAAGGACACAAGCAGAUCUAAAUCUGGACUGAACUCUCUCUGCUUCCCCCUGGAGGCUCCAAGGCUCGUCGUUCUUCAGAUGAUCAGCCGGAUGUGGCCACACCGUCUGCUCUCCCCCUCCAAAUUACAUAAUGUGGGUGAUUAUUACUCUUCUUCUAUGAAAGCAUAGUAGCAGUUAGGAAUCAUGACGAGCCACUGAAAUAUUAACUAACUAUUGAUUCAUUGUCUGAUGAUUUAAUGGAUAUUGCUAUUUCCCUCCUGAGAUAUAUUUUAAUAAAGCAUUAUCCUGCAAUUAAAA
Acanthochromis polyacanthus (spiny chromis) is the source of this 7542-nucleotide messenger RNA. Its product is annotated as gastrula zinc finger protein XlCGF26.1-like. The record is from RefSeq and is a predicted model, not a curated record. Bases 902 to 2659 code for a protein of 585 amino acids. Gene Ontology annotation, molecular function: RNA polymerase II cis-regulatory region sequence-specific DNA binding; DNA-binding transcription repressor activity, RNA polymerase II-specific. Gene Ontology annotation, biological process: negative regulation of transcription by RNA polymerase II. NCBI's taxonomy places the organism in Eukaryota, Metazoa, Chordata, Actinopteri, Pomacentridae. The transcript is spliced from 7 exons.